Molecule: messenger RNA, 2400 nt
Organism: Manihot esculenta (cassava)
Lineage: Eukaryota; Viridiplantae; Streptophyta; Magnoliopsida; Malpighiales; Euphorbiaceae
Product: lysM domain receptor-like kinase 4
Exons: 1
Coding region: 111-2054 (647 amino acids)
Biological process (GO): protein phosphorylation
Molecular function (GO): protein kinase activity; ATP binding
Source: RefSeq, a predicted model, not a curated record
UCCUAAAAAACGCGUUAAUUUUGCCAAAACUCAUCUUUGUUAUCAGUCUUAAAUCCUGAAAUUCUUUGCUACCUAUUACUCGUUUUCCUCACUGGAACUAUCUAUCCAUCAUGGAUCAGUUCUUUCUUGGCUUUCUCAUUCUCAGCUUUUUCAUUUCUUCUUCUACUACUUUUGCUCAACAGAACUACUCUGCUAAUUCUGCACUGGACUGCAACAGCAGUGAUGAGACUGGACCAUCUCCUGCAUUUCUCUACACUUGCAAUGGCCAAAACAACUCUUGCGAGGCCUUUCUCAUCUUCAAAUCUCAAACUUCGUAUGACUCGGUGCCUACUAUCUCAUCCCUCACAUCUGCCAACCAAGACGAACUUGCAAGAAUCAACAAUGUCACGAGGAUAGCAAAGUUCCCUCCCAACAAAGAGGUGAUUGUUCCUGUGCAUUGUUCUUGUUUUGGCCAAUACUACCAAGCCAACACUACGUUUCAUGCCACUCGUGGCUAUUCGUAUUACAUUGUAGCAAGUCAAACUUACGAGGGACUUUCUACUUGUGCUUCUCUUAAGAGAGCAAAUGAAUAUGGUGAAUUUGAUCUUGGGUCUGGUGUGGAAAUGCAUGUGCCACUUCGAUGUGCUUGUCCUACCUCAACCCAACUCAGGAGUGCUGUCAAUUAUCUACUUACUUAUCCUAUUAACUUUGGCGAUUCUCUUGCUAUUCUUGCUGAAAGAUUCAACACAAGUGAAAGAAGUAUAAUUGAUGCAAAUGGGUUGGAAGAAAAUCCAGUUAUUUAUCCAGACACAACGAUUCUGAUACCUUUGCAAGCUAAACCUACGAGUUCAAUCACCAUAAUUCACGAAGGCCCACCAAAUGUUUCACGUCCUUCGGCUCCUAGUCCUGGAGAUAGAACAUCCAAGAGGAAACUUUAUGAAUGGAUUGGGAUUGCAGCAGCUUGUUCGCUGCUGUUACUCAGUGUCACACUAGCCAUUCUCCUUCUCCUUUGUAGAGAGAGAAGAAACAAGGCUCUUGAGAGCAAUCAUGAAAGGAAUCAUGUCUUGCUCGAAGAUCUUCGUGUUGAGAUAGCAAGCGUUGAGCAAGUCUUGAAAGUUUUUGGACUUAAAGAGGUAAAGAAAGCUACUGAAAAUUUCAGUUCCAAGCAUAGAAUAAAUGGUUCAGUCUACUGGGGAGAGUUUGAUGGAGAGAUGUUAGCUAUCAAGAAGAUGAGAAGAGAUGUAUCAAAGGAAGUGAACAUUUUGAAGAAGAUCAACCACUUCAAUUUGAUUAAGCUUCGUGGCGUUUGUGAGAAUCUGGGUUGUUUCUAUCUUGUUUUCGAGUAUAUGAAAAAUGGUUCUCUACGAGAAUGGUUGUCUGGUGAAAGGUCUGAAUAUCAUGGAAGUUGGAGUACGAGGAUUCAGAUUGCUAUGGAUGUUGCUAAUGGACUUCACUAUCUUCACAGCUUUACUGAACCUGCCUGCGUGCACAAGGACAUCAAGAGCAGCAACAUUCUUUUGGACAGCAAGUUAAGGGCCAAGAUUGCAAAUUUCGGUCAUGCAAGAGCAGCAGCAAGGGGAACAACAACAAAUGCUGCUGUGACAAAACACGUUGAAGGGACUAGAGGUUACAUGGCACCCGAGUAUGUGCAGGCAGGUCAAGUAACUCCCAAGAUUGAUGUCUAUGCUUUUGGGGUCGUGCUUCUGGAACUGAUCACAGGAAAAGAUGCUGUUUUUAUACAGGAUGGAAGAGAAACUCUGCUUUCAACAGCAACAGUUUCUAUUCUGCAGAAGGAAAACGCAGAAGCUGAGCUGGCUUUGUUCAUCCAUCCUAGUUUCCUCGGGAGCCAUGACAUAAAAUUGGCUCUCCGCCUGGCUAGAGUAAGCUUAGCCUGCUUGGUAAAUGCACCAGAAAAGAGACCGGGCAUGGGGGAAAUUGUAUCAACCCUGUUAAAGAUUCAGGAAUGUUUGGCGAAAACAAAACCACUGGAAGUUGACUCUGUUGAUGUAGCAGCUCCAAAAUGGCAUUCAUCAAUAGGUUCAACUAAUUGGAGAGCUGAAGCUAUUUCAAAAUAAUUGUUUUCUGUAUAUAAACAAGGGCAAAAAUUCUGAUUUUCAUUACUUGUAUCAAUGCAUAUCCUCCUAACUAUUUAUAUUACCUACGAAAUUAAGCAAGGUAUUAGUCUACAAUGCAUAAAUUUCUGUGUCUACUGAAAGGGUAGAUUGCACUGUUCUGUAAAUCUGUGAUGUAUCGUCCUUGAACAUAUCCAAGAACCAGUUCAAACUCAAGUCAGGUCAUCUUAGCUCUCUUUCUCUUCUAUCCACAUAAUUUAGGUGAUUUAAUUAUUUUCUUAAUCACCAUGUAAAAAUCAUAAAUGACAGAUAAAGUGGAAGGAGAGAGUAGUAAGUUAAUGAAUAAUUG